ACAGUGUCCUUUAUCCAGUCAGUCGACUUCGGAUCACGCUCUCGUGAACACAUACCGUCGACCUUUGCCGCCGUUACACAUCCAACGACGUCGUGCAAUCAAUGUGGAAAUUCGAGGUUAUAAAAUUUCGCGGUGUUCUACCAACAGAAACUUAUCAUGAACAAAUGCCGAUCGAACACCGCAGUCUCGUGGCAUAGAUCCGUUCCUUUUACCGUUGGCAAUAUGACGGCCUUAAAGUCGUGAGUCUGGAUCAACGAUGUUAGCGAUCAAGUAUGCGGUCGUCGUCUCGUGGAUGUCGGUGGUCGCAUCUAAAAUCCAAGAGGAUUGCGUCUUAGUGACAUCGUCGAACGUCUUGUUGCACGAUGUGUACUGCGAAGUCAUACCGUACGAAAUCGACAUCGGUCGCAUGGACAACACGACCAGACUAGACUUAUCGGGAAACCGCAUCAGAACGUUAUGUGUGACCAGCAAUAGAAACUCGUCUCUGGGCGAACUCGAUUUGUCCCAUAACGACAUUUCGGGCCCUUGUUCGGUGCAGAUAAACGAAUUGGUGCGAAUCGAUUCCAUAGUUUUGUCGUACAAUCGAGUGAAAAAUUUCUCCAUGUGUUCGGCGAUGAGGAACAUGACCAUCAGCUGGAAUCACAUCCAAUCUUUAAGCAAAGCCGACAUGGUAAACGCUACGUCCUUGGAGGCACUGGACCUGGGCCACAACGUCAUUUUGUGGAUAGAAAACGACACGUUCGCCGGCCUUCCGGAUCUUCAGUGGUUGAACUUGCGGGGAAACAUGUUAAGUAGAAUAUCGGAAAAGACUCUUCCCAGUGUCACGUUGCGACACCUCGACUUGUCGGAAAAUUACCUUCUCGAUCCGUCGACGGCGUUUCAACCGUUCGAGUCUUUGGUCGAGUUGAACAUAGCGCAAAACGUGCACUUGGCUCCGGCCAUUUUGGGUUCGGGCCUGAGACUCCAAGCCUUGGACGUUUCUCGCACCAACCUCACUGAAGUACCGGCCACGCCAGCACCGUUGUUGGGUUCGCUUUCCCUCGGUGGUAACGCGAUCCAGACAAUCCGCAGCGGUGAUUUAGACGGGUUUCCACUGCUUCGGACGCUUAACAUCAGCAGCAAUCGUAUUAGCUCGGUGGAAGAAGACGCUUUCGGUCGGUUAGAUUUACUAACCGUGCUCGACCUGAGCGGUAAUCUAUUGGACGCGGUACCGAAGAGUUUGCCCGGUGGACUGGAAAUCCUAGACCUCAGCGUUAACCGAAUCCAUAAUUUGACAGCCGAAGACUUUCUCGGUUGUGGACGGCUUAAGGUGUUGAACGUCCGAAAUAAUGGGUUGAAGCAUGUACAGGAUUUUUCGUUGACUCCGCUGAAGUUCCUCGACGUCUUGGACUUGUCGGAUAACCCGAUUGAAUUCAUCACCAGAGAGAUGCUGACGGGCCCGGUUAGGUUGAAAGAGCUUAACAUGAAAGGAAUGGACGCUUUGGAAACUCCGGCUUUUCCGUUCACGGACACCCAAUACCUGAACAAGCUUCGACUCUCAAACAGCACACACCUCGCCGCGAUUUUGUUCAACGACAGCGCCGUGUUGUCUUCGAUGUUUCAGUUGGAAUACUUGGACGUGACGGAUUGCGGCGUCAAGACGUUGCCGGACCGGCUACCUUACUACAUGCCGAAAAUGAUAAGUUUGAUUACGAACGACCUCGAGUGCACUGGCCCGUGGUUGAAAGAAUGGCUGUGCGAAAUACACUCAUCUUGGGACAAUCAAAAUCCAAGGUCGGAUACAACUGAAGUCAGACUCAGGAGCUUUUUGCCUACGCCGAAAAAGUCACCGUCGGAACAGUUGCAAUGUACAGGUGCCGACGGUCAGUUGCGAGGCAUAUACGACCCAGAGUACUGCGCCAAUCAGAUGACGACAACUUCGAUGACACCGGCUGUGGAUACGUUCACGACGGAGCAGUUUGCCGUUUUCGAACGAUUGAGAGCUAAAAACGAACCAAAAGCGCCAGACGAGGCACACGAGGCUACUCAUCCCGGGGUGGUAGUGUUCUUUUUUGUUGUGCUACUGUUGAUACUUUUAGCACUGGGCACAGUUUGGAUCGGCGUGCAAGGCGUUCCUCUCAAGAGAAUGCGUUGGAAGCAGAGUCCGAUUGACGUGGACUACCAGUCCAUAGAAAUUAAAAGCUUGGAGAGUUUAAAUCACGUGGAACGCUGGUAAAAUAAGUGUAAAAUUUUACACGUGUGUGUGUUUAACCCAACUUACAUCGUGGUUUUUUGCUUGUCACCGUUUCGACAUUAUGUCGAGCCGAAAAGAACCAAUAGGGUACGAGUGACGUUUGUUUUCAAAAAUAUGUUUUCGAUCUUACAGUAUUUGUCAAUAAAACUUUUUUCUAUUUGUAUUUCUCAAUUUUCAAAAGAGAAUGUGAAAGACAAUAAUUAACGUCGCCCAUAGAACACGUUGAAAUUAUAAUUUUCAUUUUGCUCUCUUGAAAUAUUUGAUAAAACUCGCUUAUACCCUUUUGGUUCUCACACUUGAAAAGGAAACAUUUAACUAUUAUGAAUAUCAUUAAUACUAAACCAGCCUAAACGAAAAUCAUUCUUAACGAAAAUGAUUUUGUCUUAAUAUUUUCUACAUGCCGUUUUAAUAUCGUUUACAAAAGUAUAGCAGAACAAAAAGAGCCGCUUCAUUUACCAUAUUGUAAAUAUAACUUAAUUUUGUUUUUGUAUAACGCAAAUUACUUGUCUUACUUUAAAUUUAAUUUGAUACGUCUUGUAAAAAUAUAAAAAUAAUGUUACAUAUAUAUUACCAUUAAAAUAAAUAAUAGUUAAUACUCUU
Adelges cooleyi (spruce gall adelgid) is the source of this 2833-nucleotide messenger RNA. Its product is annotated as insulin-like growth factor-binding protein complex acid labile subunit. Gene Ontology annotation, cellular component: extracellular matrix. The record is from RefSeq and is a predicted model, not a curated record. The transcript is spliced from 2 exons. NCBI's taxonomy places the organism in Eukaryota, Metazoa, Arthropoda, Insecta, Hemiptera, Adelgidae. Gene Ontology annotation, molecular function: protein binding. The coding region runs from base 257 to 2215 and encodes 652 amino acids.